AUGGCCGCGAGCACUGCUGGUGACCGGGUAGAUGUGAGCAGCUACAGCAACAGCAACAGCAGCAGCAGCAGCAGCAGCAGUGACGGCGACCGCGGCCAUGCGGCAGCCAGGAGACAGCCUGGCAGUUCGCAAGCCAGCAGCAGUGGCGGCAGCGGCGACAUGGGCGGCGCCGAGGUGCUUGUCAGCAUGGACGGCAACAUCAGCGGAGGGGCCCUUGUGCUCAGCGGCAGCGGCAGCGAAGGUAGCGGCGGCAGCAGCGCGACAGGGAUCGUCCCCGCGGGCCCUGGCGAGGGCGGCGGCAUUGCUGAGGUCCCCUGGGGCUGGGGCAAGAUCUUCCAGGUCAUGGGCCUCUGGCUGCUGGCCUACGUGGGCCUGGGCCAGGUGGUGGUGCCCCUGGGCCUGGGCCUGGCCGGGCUGGAGUACGAGGAGCUGGGCUACAGGGCCACCGCGCUGCUGCACCUGGCGAUGGACGCGGUGCAGCUGGCCGCCACGCUGGCCAUCCUGGCCCGCUGCCUGCGCCGCUACCAGCCGCGAGCGCGCGGGCUGUUCCCGCUGCGCUGGGCGGGCGGGCGGUGGCUGGGCUGGGUGGCGGCGGGGGCGCUGACGUUCCCGCUGGUGGAGUGGCUGUCCGCGCAGAGCUGGGGCCUCUGGUGCGGCGCGGCGGGCGGGGCGGCAGAGGGGUACGGCGCGCACGUGUGGUGCGCGCAGCUGGAGGCCAGCCUGGGUGGCGGGGACUGGGUGACGGGCGCCGCGUACCUCGCCGUCGUCAGCGUGUGCGCGCCGCUGUGGGAAGAGGCGGUCUUCCGCGGCUUCCUGCUGGCCUCCCUUGCGCGCCAGAUGGGCACCCGCUGGGCCGCGCUGGUGAGCUCGCUGCUGUUUGCGCUCUGCCAUUUCCGCGCCGACACGUUUGCGCCGCUGCUGGUCCUGGGGCUCGUGUUUGGGGGCCUCUUUGUGCGCACCAACAACCUUGCGCCCAGUGUGCUGUGCCACUCCCUCUGGAAUUGCUACGUGCUCCUCAUGCUCACGGUGCGGCACUGA
Messenger RNA from Monoraphidium neglectum, 1038 nucleotides. RefSeq lists its product as hypothetical. Gene Ontology annotation, molecular function: metalloendopeptidase activity. The transcript is spliced from 2 exons. Gene Ontology annotation, cellular component: membrane. Lineage: Eukaryota; Viridiplantae; Chlorophyta; Chlorophyceae; Sphaeropleales; Selenastraceae. Gene Ontology annotation, biological process: CAAX-box protein processing. The record is from RefSeq and is a predicted model, not a curated record. The coding region runs from base 1 to 1038 and encodes 345 amino acids.